AUGGACCUCUUACGAAACUUGGGCUCCGCUGCGGCGACUUCUCUCCUCCAAAAGUCUGGAAUAUCGCUACCAUACUCACUAGGAGAAAAGGUUCAUGACUAUGAUGGUAAAUCCAUAUGGACCCUAUACGAUGCCACGAAGAAGGACGACUCCUCUCCCGUAUCCGUAUUUCAUUUCGAUGCAUCAGGGAACAGAAGAACCCAUCUUCCGUUUGCAAGAAAUGCACUCAAGAAGCUCAGAACUACACGACAUCCCGACAUUCUCAAAUUCAUUGACGUUGUUGAACAAGGGGAGAGUAUGUGGAUAAUGACAGAACGCGUACGCCCUCUGCGGCCAGUCCUUUUUUCGUGGGUCAGCUCGACCGGGAGCGCGAAAGGGAAAGAUAAGGAGCGAGAGGGCUGGACAAUAUGGGGAUUACACCGAAUAGCCAUUGCAUUGGCCUUUCUCAACUCGACUGGUGCGUCGACACAUGGUAAUGUUUCAAUCGACUCGAUAUUUCUUUCACCGUCUGGCGAAUGGAGACUUGGAGGCUUGGAGCUGCUAUCAUCGACCAAGGACGAAAACCCAGUCUUAUUCACGCUCGGCAGCCAGUUUCCGCGAAAUCAAGACAUCUCGUCUCCCGAGGUGAAGAAAAACGGGUGGAAUGCCAUCAAGGAGUUGGAUCCAGGAAUAUCCGACGCGUAUGCACUAGGCCUCCUCCUCAACAGUGCCUUCAAUCAGACGAACGAGCUUCCUGCUACGGCACACCCUCCACAUCCAGCCCCUACAGGAGCAUCACGUGGGCAGAUACCACCGGGUAUCUUUCCUCUGUACAAAAGAUUGCUCAACCCCGGGACCAAGCAACGCCUUACAUGCCAGGCUUUCUUGGAAAUUGGCAUGGGAGAAAAGGCGGGUGUCGAUGGAGCCCCGGGGCGAUUCUUUGCGGAUAACCAUCUCGUACGCGUCUGCAGUCAACUAGAAGGAUAUCCUCUCGCAUCGGAUGGCGAAAAGGCUGAAUUCAUUCGAGAUCUCAGGGACUCUGCGGGGUCGUUUCCUCCCGAGUUUGCCAUCAACCGCCUUAUUCCUGCCAUGUUUUCGGGCCUAUCUCACGGGGGUGCCAACGCAGAGAUGGUCAUCUCCCUCGUUCUCGAGUUUGGAAAAUUAGCCGACCCAAACGAAGUCGGUACUACGACUACGUCGCGGAGCACCUACAAACUCGACCAGAAUCAGUAUAACCAGAUCAUUUUGACGCCAUUAGUCAAGCUUUUCACGAGUACUGACCGUGCUACACGGAUGGCGUUGCUAAAGAAUAUGCCACAGUUUGCACCAAAGCUGGAGGCGAAGGUUGUGCAAGAUGGCGUAUGGCCGCACCUGCAAACUGGCUUAUCAGACACAGUUGCCGCUAUUCGAGAGGCAACCCUGAUUGCUAUCAACGAGAUACCUAACAAGCUAUCGAGCAGGGUACUGAACAAUGAUCUCCUCCGGCACCUGGCCCGGCUACAAUCCGAUCCGGAGCCAUCUAUCCGAACAAACACAUGUAUCAUGAUCGCCAAACUCGCCCCUUUGCUAUCAGAGAGUACGCAAAAGAAAGUCCUUGUCCCGGCAUUCUCAAAGGCACUUAAAGACCCAUUCGUUCACGCGCGUAUCGCGGCUCUCCAAGGAUUUACCUCUUGCGUCGACUGUUUCGACAUGGAAGAUGCCGCGACAAAGGUCAUCGGUGUUAUUGCAUCCGGUUUGGUUGACAAGGAGAAAGUGGUCAGAGAUCCAGCGUUCAAGUGCUUUGAUACGUAUCGACAACGGAUCGAAAAGUAUGCCGCAUCUCUGCCAGAGACUGCUAUUCCACAGGGAGGCGUUCCACCAGGUGCCCUGCCCGCCACUGGAAUAUCCUCUGGUGAUAUCUUGUCCACUGCGACAGGUAUGGCAGGCGGCGUGGCUGGAUGGGCUUUUGAGUCACUUAGUAGUCGGCUGGUACCGAAGGAUCUCAACAGUAAAAUGGCCACACCUCCUCCACCAUCCACUGGCUCUGUACCAACUACGUCUAUGUCCACCCCUGCUACCCCGAGUUCUUCCGUAGCGCCCAGCGUUAAACCUACACCUAAUCGCGCUCCUCCAGUUCGACAGACUGCCAAGCCCAAAGGAAUGGCACUCGGUUCCAAAUUGGGAGCAAAAGGUGGCCAUGCAGCACUCAUGGCAGAACUGGAGAAGGAGAUGAACGAGGACGCGGCCGAUAUCGCAGAGGCCUGGGAUGACAACGACGAGCAAGUCGCGCCAAAUGGAGAUUUGAUGGAUGUACAUGCCGAUCAAGAUGAUUGGAGCGCAUUCGAAUCCGCACCGACUCCCGUUGUGACGGUGUCCACGUCGGGCGUGAGCGGACUAGCGUCCUCGAACCCUUGGAAGGAUUCAGUAGAAGACGUCACGUCUGCAUUUAGCAAACCACCGACAUACCCAUCACUCUCCACGCAGAGUGUAUUGCAGCCAAAGUCGGUGACGUCCCCAACAGCAGCCUCUGGGAGGUCGACACCUUCUGCGGUUAUGUCUACGGUGCCUUCUACAUGGCAGUCCCCUGUCACCUCACCAAAACCGACAGCAGUCAAGGACGACUGGGGUAACGACGACAUGGUACCCGUGGCAGCUCAAGUACAAGCAUCAACGGCUUCGGAUAUUGGAAAGGCCUCUCCGGCGGCGAGUCUGAGUGGAAUGAGUAAAGAAGAAAAGGCGGCGGAGAUGGCUAGAAGGAGAGAGGAGCGCAAGGCCAGGAUUGCACAGCUCAAAGAGCAGAAGAAGGGUGCUGCGUAG
Serendipita indica DSM 11827 is the source of this 2775-nucleotide messenger RNA. NCBI's taxonomy places the organism in Eukaryota, Fungi, Basidiomycota, Agaricomycetes, Sebacinales, Serendipitaceae. The record is from the annotation of a GenBank genome assembly.